Messenger RNA from Klebsormidium nitens, 1207 nucleotides. The record is from the annotation of a GenBank genome assembly. NCBI's taxonomy places the organism in Eukaryota, Viridiplantae, Streptophyta, Klebsormidiophyceae, Klebsormidiales, Klebsormidiaceae.
GGCUCAGCUGCGUAGGCACACAGUACUACAGUAGGUAUGUAGAAUCUAAUUUCACAGUCGCAUUCACUCCACAUCGGAACUCACUGAAUGUGAUGGUCAUUCUUUGCUACCAUAGCUACAUGAUAGACAGCCUUCUCGGACUGAGCGGGCGAUUGAAAAUCUAAGAAGGAAAGUGAUGGAUAAUGACUGCACUGCAAUCUAAAGUCACUCUGGAGUGUGGGCACAAGACGAGCAGUGGAUUCUCUGGACUCUUGAUUUAGCUUGGGAUUCACAAUCUCGCAGUGCUUUGCGGUGAAGUGUAGAAGUGUCUACUAGUACUAGCUUCCUGGCUGGCAAUGUAAUAAAUGUAAGCAUCGCUCCUAGUGCUGCUGAGAAGUUGUCAAAAGGAUACCACCCGCAGAUGGCACCCAAUGAUACGCAGGCAUCAAGAAUGUCGUCAAAUGAGACGGCCUCAAGCACAGUGGAAGAUGAGAAGUGGGUGUGGCAGCCGGUAAACGGAAAAACGACAAGCACAGGGGAGGCGAUAAAGCCACCGAUCAAGCUCUUCUACACAGCUGAAGAGGUGGCUUUGCAUACAACAGCAGACAGUUGCUGGCUUUCCCUUCUGGGCCAAGUCUAUGACGUCACACGGCUGCUUCACGAGCAAGACUGGGGUAGUCUAGCUGCCCCCCUUCUAGUUGCAGCAGGGACAGACGUCAGCCACUGGUUCGAUGCAGAGACAAGAGACGUCAAGACGCACGUGGAUCCGGAAUCCAAUCUGGAGAUGUACUAUAUGCCACAGGGUCGCUUUAUUCACGUGCCCCCGGCAGGGCCCUCCUCCGCCUGGAACGGCGACUUUUCGGUACCCUGGUGGAAGGACCGUCGGUACCGGAUCGGACGGCUGUCGUCAAAGUUGCAAACGGUCCGCAUCAAGAACGUGAUGACGGAACAAGAGGACCUGAUGGAGGUUCCGGUCGAAGAGACCAUCGUCGAGAUUCGAGAACGAUACCUUGAGCGGAACGCGCACGCCCGCAGCUACACGUGGAAGGCGAUGAGGGAUACACCGGACAAUCCGGACCGUUUGUUCGUUCCGCUGGACAUGGAGAAGACGCUGGCGGAAAACGGAAUAGCGGACGAGUCGGCCGUGUUCAACGAGCUUGGCGUGCCUGCGGACACCUUCUCGGCAGUCAUUCAUUUGUACUACAAUGACGAUUUAACAGUCGCUUGA